AGGGAGGGUGGGGGCGGGGCCAAGAAGCACCGUAAUCUGGUUGGCCAGGCGCGGGUUGGGGGGUGUCGCGGAUUGGUCCGGGCCGGAGCUCAGCUGUGUGGAGCGCACCGGGUCCCGGAGCCCGCGGCCUGAGGGAUGGACGAGACGAGCCCACUAGUGUCCCCCGAGCGGGCCCAACCUCCGGACUACACCUUCCCGUCCAGCUCGGGCGCUCACUUUCCGCAGGUGCCGGGGGGCGCGGUCCGCGUGGCGUCGGCGGCCGGCCCAGCCCCCUCUCCGCCGGGCUCACCAGGCCACGACCGGGAAAGACAGCCACUGCUGGAUCGGGCCCGGGGCGCGGCGGCCCAGUGUCAAACCCAAACCGUGGCGGCACAGGCCCAAGCCCUGGCCGCCCAGGCCGCGGCGGCGGCUCAUGCCGCGCAGGCCCACCGCGAGCGGAACGAGUUCCCGGAGGACCCCGAGUUCGAGGCGGUGGUGCGGCAGGCCGAGCUAGCCAUAGAACGCUGCAUCUUCCCCGAGCGCAUCUACCAGGGCUCCAGCGGAAGCUACUUCGUCAAAGACCCUCAGGGGAAGAUCAUUGCAGUUUUUAAACCCAAGAAUGAAGAGCCAUAUGGGCACCUUAAUCCUAAGUGGACCAAGUGGCUACAGAAGCUGUGCUGUCCUUGCUGCUUCGGCCGUGAUUGCCUUGUCCUCAACCAGGGCUAUCUCUCAGAGGCAGGGGCCAGCCUGGUGGACCAAAAACUGGAACUCAACAUUGUACCCCGUACGAAGGUAGUAUACCUGGCCAGUGAGACCUUCAACUAUAGUGCCAUUGACCGAGUGAAGUCCAGGGGCAAGCGGCUUGCACUCGAGAAAGUGCCAAAAGUUGGGCAGCGGUUUAACCGAAUUGGGCUACCACCAAAGGUUGGUUCAUUCCAGCUCUUUGUUGAAGGCUACAAAGAUGCAGACUUCUGGCUAAGGCGUUUUGAAGCAGAACCUCUCCCUGAGAACACUAACCGGCAACUACUGCUGCAGUUUGAGCGGCUGGUGGUGCUGGAUUACAUCAUCCGCAACACUGAUCGAGGCAAUGACAACUGGCUGAUUAAAUAUGACUGUCCAAUGGAUAGUUCUAGCUCUCGGGACACAGACUGGGUGGUGGUGAAGGAGCCUGUUAUCAAGGUGGCUGCCAUAGACAAUGGGCUGGCUUUCCCCCUGAAGCAUCCUGACUCCUGGAGGGCAUAUCCUUUUUACUGGGCCUGGUUGCCCCAGGCAAAAGUCCCAUUCUCUCAGGAGAUCAAAGAUCUGAUUCUUCCAAAGAUAUCGGACCCUAAUUUCGUCAAGGACUUGGAGGAGGACCUAUAUGAACUCUUCAAGAAAGAUCCCGGUUUCGAUAGGGGCCAGUUCCAUAAGCAGAUUGCCGUCAUGCGGGGGCAGAUCCUAAAUCUGAGCCAGGCUCUGAAAGACAACAAGAGUCCCCUGCACCUCGUCCAGAUGCCACCUGUGAUUGUCGAGACGGCCCGUUCCCACCAGCGGUCUGCUAGCGAGUCCUACACGCAGAGCUUUCAGAGUCGGAAGCCCUUCUUUUCGUGGUGGUAGCCUCAGAGGCAAAUGAAGGCAUAUUGUCUGAGACUUGGGCCAGGAGGAAGCCUGGGGAGCGGGUUGCAGGAAAAGCCAGAGAAGCUUAUGGAGAGCAGUGCCCUUCAGAGCCCUCCCUGUCUGCUUGCCACCCUCCUCAGAGCUUUCCCAAGCACAGGGAGAAGCACAAUCAGUGGGACAGUGUGUGCUGUUGGGCCCUUCUGAGUGCUGGGACGGGCUGGCACUCAGGGCGUGUAGUCCACAUGCCCAGAAGGAGCAUCUCCCUUCCAGCAUCCCUGGGGGGCAGGCUGGGAAACUCCCUCCCUCCCUGACACCCUGCUCUGUUGCUAUUCCUCAUUAUAUUCUGCAUCAGAAGGAAAAAAAAAAAACAAAAAAAAACAAAAAACAAAUAUAAAUACCAGUAGCAAAACCCAGGCAGUUUUUCAGACCCUCUCACGUCAGAAACCGCUGAUCGAGACCUAUAUUUGCAUGGACCCAGACAUUCAGGUGCCUCGUGGUUCCUUACUCCCCAGGACCAAGGCAGCUGGGUGACUUGCUGGCAGCACUGGGACAGACAGAAGGCACACAGCCCUGUGGGUUUCUUUUCCUUUCUUUUUUUUUGGUCUUUUUAGGGCCUCACCUGAGGCAUAUGGACGUUUCCAGGCUAGAGGUCAAAUUGGAGCUACAGCUGCCGGCCACAGCCACAUCACAUCCCAGCUGCAUCUGCGACCUAUACCACAGCUCACUGCAACGCCAGAUCCUUAACCCACUAAGGCUAGGGGUCGAACCUGCAACCUCAUGGUUCCUAGUCAGAUUCAUUUCUGCUGUGCCACGAUGGGAACUCCCUGCCCUGUAGGUUCCUGCCGGGGCUUCUUCCCCUUCUCUCACCAGUGCGAUAUGCGGACUCCAACCACAGUUCUCCCCGCGGGGAGACUGGCUCUAGAGCUCCCAGCAGUGUUAAAGGGAUUGUGUAGAUGGCCUUUGCUCCCUGCCCUGCUAGGGACCCUACUUCUCUAGUCCAGGCCUGCAGCUUGCUUGUCACUCAGGCAAAAGCAGAGGGGAGGAAGCUGACCCCCUAGCCUGCAGAAGUGAUCCAUUCCACCUAAGGGUAUGUUGGGAGCUGUAAUGGUCUGUGGGUGAACUUAUCCCAGCCUUGCUUCCUGAACCCUUGGUCCUAGCCAAAAGUGAUAGACUCGCCCAGUCCACUGAUUUCUUCCUGUUACUUUAGAUAUUUUUUUUCUCUGCUCUUGUGACUUAGAAGUUCCAUUCUGGGGUCUGGAGUGGCUCUUGGUGAGAGUUCUGGGGUGGGGCUCAGCUCCUAAGAGGCAAGGAUACUAGGUCCUUGGACUUCUUUUUAUGCUACCACUGCUGCUUGGUGGAGGUAACAAGACUUGUACUCUGCCUCCUAAUUGGAAGUGUCCCUUUGCUCCCUGACUUCUUAUUCCAGGCCAGUUUUUCCAUGGCUUCUUGAGCAAGGUGGGGUCCAAAGGAGGGAGGCCUUCACACUGGCCCCCAGGGCCAGCCCAGCCCAGUGUGCAUCUUCUUGCUUCCCUGUCUCUUUCCCCUCAGCUGUCCCCCUUUGCCAGCUGUCCGAGUCCUUUCUACACCAAAGCAAAGAAUGGCCUCAGCGGGGAGUAAAGAAGGUGCCCUGUGGUUAAGGGGCCCCCCGGUGCUACUGGACAUUUCAAGCUGCCGGAGCCCUGGGGUUGGUCAGUCAGCCUUGGAAAGAAACUAUCUUGACAGUUUGAAAAACAACCAAAGAAAGGGAGCGAGGACUACGGCUGCGUGCCCUCCACUUGCCAGCUCCCGCCGUGCAGGAAGCAGAGCAGAGAUGUGCAGCCCUCGUGUCAGCUGGGCCAGGCUGGUUGCCUUCCACGCUGGCCCCAGGAGCCCGCUUAUCCUGGGCUUCCACCCAGCUGAUGAGAAGAGCCUCUGGAAGCCAGAUGCGAAUGCCCUGUAGAUGGAGGCCCAGCCCUGACAAUCCUUUUGAGCCGACCCGAACUCUGGCCUUGGGGACCAUGCUUGCGAGAAGACAGGAACAGCAGGGCUCCCAGAGGCUGAAGGGAACCCGUGUGUUUAACUCUCCACCGACAUCUGUGUGCAAACGUGUUGGUAAAGCGCCCCACCUGGCUGUCCCGAGAGAGCCUGAGCCGUGUUAAGAGCCCUGUUGCUUCCCCCUCCAGGCAGAUCUGCACGUUGCCCUCAUUCAGACCAGCUCUGAGACGAGAAGGAAACUGGGUCCAACAUAAGAGGGAGCUGGUUCCAGUCCUGGCAGGUGAAAGAGUGUGGGGCAUCCUUUCCUGGCCCAUCUCCACUCUCCUUGAAGCCUGUACUCAGGUUGCCUUGAAUGUGGACUUUGGGAGAGCCAGGGCUCAGAGGACCAGAGCAGGCUUCCAGGUGGCACUCGUGGAAUGGCCUGGCCCUCUGCCUGCCAUAAGCUCUGUCCCCAGUGUCAGGGAGUAGAGGCUGGGCUGUGAGAGUGCUGCUGCCUCUGUAUUGUUCUUCUAAUGCACUGUAGAAAUUGUAUGUAAUGUAUUUAAAUCAAUGCAGAUGUAUGAAUAACAAGUCCAAUUCUGA
Sus scrofa (pig) is the source of this 4131-nucleotide messenger RNA. RefSeq names its product phosphatidylinositol 4-kinase type 2 alpha (gene PI4K2A). Gene Ontology annotation, molecular function: 1-phosphatidylinositol 4-kinase activity. Gene Ontology annotation, cellular component: lysosomal membrane; trans-Golgi network; plasma membrane. Gene Ontology annotation, biological process: Golgi organization; endosome organization; phosphatidylinositol phosphate biosynthetic process. NCBI's taxonomy places the organism in Eukaryota, Metazoa, Chordata, Mammalia, Artiodactyla, Suidae. The record is from RefSeq and is a predicted model, not a curated record.